UCGUUCCUCGGGGAGAUGGCUGCGGCCAUCGCCAGCUCCUUGAUCCGACAGAAACGCCAAGCCCGCGAGUCCAACAACGAGAAGGUCGCCACCAGCAAGAAGCGCAGCAGUCCCAGCAGAGAGUCCAGGUCUCUGUGUGACCGACGCAUCUUCAGUGUCUUCAGCAAGGUCCGCUUCUGCAGCGGCAAGAAGAGGCCGGUGCGCCGGAAACCAGACCCACAGCUGAAAGGCAUUGUGACGCGUCUCUACAGCGAGCAGGACUUCUUCCUGCAGAUGCUGCCUGAUGGAACCAUCAGUGGAUGCAAAGAUGAGAACAGCGACUACACUCUSUUUAACCUGAUCCCUGUGGGUCUGAGGGUCGUGGCCAUCCAGGGGGUGAAGGUGGGACUCUACGUGGCCAUGAACGCCGAGGGGUUCCUCUACACAUCGGAUGUUUUCACAUCAGAGUGUAAGUUUAAGGAGUCCGUGUUCGAGAACUACUACGUCAUCUACUCGUCCACGCUGUACCGGCAGCACGAGUCGGGUCGGGCCUGGUUCCUGGGUCUCAACAAGGAAGGAAUCAUCAUGAAGGGGAACCGAGUGAAGAAAACCAAACCCUGCUCACACUUCGUCCCCAGGCCCAUAGAAGUCUGCAUGUACAAGGAGCCAUCCCUGCACGAGCUCGAGGAGAAGCUGCUGAAGUCGUCACGAAGCCCGACGCUGAACAGCGGCCGAGCCAGGAGCCUGGACCGACCGGUGCGGCGGGGCGCCGACUCCUCCACAGAGCGGGAGGGGUCGUAGCCUGCAGCAACCCCCGCAGGAGGAGGUUGAGAAGGAGGAGAACUCCCAUUUUACUCUCCUUCUGCUCAGCAACUACAACCACUCAACAACAACAACCACCAACAACGACAAAGAAAACAAAGUAAAAAGAAGCUUAAAAAUUGGGGAAAAAUUCUUCUUGCUUGUGAAGAAAUAUUUGAAGUCGGCAGGGGACGAACGAGGGGGAGGAGUUUGCUUGAAAAUAAAAAUAAUCA
Molecule: messenger RNA, 1013 nt
Organism: Austrofundulus limnaeus
Lineage: Eukaryota; Metazoa; Chordata; Actinopteri; Cyprinodontiformes; Rivulidae
Product: fibroblast growth factor 12
Exons: 5
Coding region: 16-780 (254 amino acids)
Molecular function (GO): growth factor activity
Source: RefSeq, a predicted model, not a curated record